This is a messenger RNA of Perca flavescens (yellow perch), 624 nucleotides long. Its product is annotated as claudin-4-like. NCBI's taxonomy places the organism in Eukaryota, Metazoa, Chordata, Actinopteri, Perciformes, Percidae. Gene Ontology annotation, cellular component: bicellular tight junction; membrane. Bases 1 to 513 code for a protein of 170 amino acids. The transcript is spliced from 3 exons. The record is from RefSeq and is a predicted model, not a curated record. Gene Ontology annotation, molecular function: structural molecule activity.
AUGUCAGCACAGCAUCACAAGGUGUUUGACUGGGCUUCCAGGCGGGUCACUGCCUUCAUUGGCAGCAACAUAGUGACAGCCCAGGUCACAUGGGAGGGCAUCUGGAUGACCUGUGUGGUCGAAAGUACAGGCCAGAUGCAGUGUGAUGAUUACGAUUCCAUGCUGGAUCUGAGCGCUGACGUGCGGGCGGCACAGGCUCUGAUGGUGGUUUCCAUAGUGACAGGCAGUGCAGGGAUCCUCAUCGCUUUAGCUGGUGGAAAGUGCACCAACUUGAUCAUAAUGGACUUCUACAACCCUUUGCUAAUGGACGCCCAGAAAAGAGAGCUCGGGGCCUCUCUUUACAUCGGGUGGGUGGCCGGGGGACUGCUGGUCUUUGGAGGAGCGCUUCUGUGUUCCACCUGUCCCAGCGAAGAGGAUCAGACCCCCCCCAUGAACUUCCUACUAAACAAACACGGAAGAAAUAGCAGAGAGGAUUCGGUCCGAUCUUUUACACCAAGCAAGACGUACAUUUGAGAUUUCUAAAGGACGCACACAGACAACCCACAAUGAAGGGAAUAUGCACUUAGUCCUCAUAAGAGAAUCACACGUUGGAUGAGUGAAGAUGCUCUCUGUCGGAGAUUGCUU